AUGCCGUCGUUACACGACCGUCAUGUCUACAUAGACACGGGAUACGAUCGUCAGGAGCACGACUUCUACGAGAACUUGUUCAUGUCGGAGAAGAUCGUGGACGGCCACGUCAAGCUCGCGCUGCCCACGGUCGAGUCCAGCGAGGACGAGGAGGAAGCGUGGAGCAAGUGGGAGGCCGCCAACCACCGGCGGUACCAGCACGAGAAGGAACUGGCGCGCAGGAGCGGACGAUCGCCGAGCGGGUCAUCGUCCAAGUCCCCGUCCAUGUCGGGCAUCCUCAGGCAGAAGAAGAGGCCCGAGUCGCCGGUGGGUAGGCGGGGACCGAGGGCGCGAAACGACCCGUCGUACGCGGCGCUGCUCGAUCGCCGAGACCAGAACACGCGGAAGGUGUGGGAGGCGAAGAUGAAGGCCGGGGACGACGACGAGGAAACGACGCGGGGAAGGUCGCCGGGGAAGCUCGGCUCCAAGACGAAAACCCCCUCGAAAGCCUUCGACUCCUCCGACGACGAGAACUACCCGAGCGCGGGUGGAUCGGGCUCGGGCUCGCGCGGACGAUCAAGGCAGCGGGGGGGCAUCGUGCGCGAGGCGCUCGCCGCGCAGCUCGCGGAAUCGCGCCAGCACCUGGCCACGACGGGGGGGUACAGCCCGACGGAUCUCGCCCCCCGCCUCGCCGGCGCGGUACCGGCGCCGUCGCCCCGAAGGCGCCCCUCCUCCGCGCCCAGGUCCAACGCGUCCCCCGGGAGUUCUCUCGUCGUCCCCCGCGCCACGUACUCGCGUGACUACUCGCAAUCCCCCGGGCGGCGAUCGUCCGACGGCACGUGCGUCCCGGAGGAUGACGAGAUCGCGUUUGGCCGUCACGCCACCUUCGAGGGUCGCGCCGCUCGCGAGCGUCGGCGCGAGGCGCUCGGCAUACCCAAACCGUCCAGGCGUCCGUCGAACGCCACGACGACGUUCGACCCCCCGCGUUUACACACCGCGUCCCGUCCCCGCGAGCGCGAGGAGAACAGGGCGGCGGAGGAGGAGGCGUGGCGAAGGCGGGCGAUGGUCGAUUACGUCGUUCGCACAGCCGUCGGGUACGGCGUCGACGGCGAACCGAGGGCGACGCACUGGGACGACCCCAUGCUCGCCGCCGCGGAACAGGCGGCGGCGAACGUGAGGGAAGCGACGGGGGACGAGGACGCGGCGAGGGCGGCGGCGCGGCGGGCGGCGGCGGCGGCGGCGGCGCUGGUCAACGCGGCGGGCGGGGGGCACUCGCCGACGACGCGCCACGUGUCCCGACACGCCGCUCCGCGCCUGGCGCUCCCGCCGCCGGCGGAUGACGGAUCCGACGACUCCGGGAGCGAAUACGGGGAUUUCGAGCGGGAGCUGGCGAUCGCGGGCGGGCAACGCGGCGCGCUCGCCGUCAGCGCCGCGAGGAAGCCCCCGGCGGCGCACCCGCGUGUGGAGCCGCGGCGACACUCUCGGCAAAACUCUCGACCAUCCUCCGCCUCUCGGCAAAACUCUCGACCAUCCUCCGCGGGGCGGUUCCUCCGUUCGGGCAAGGGCGGCGCCGGCAUGAGCCGCGGUCGAUCGGUCGCCGCGAUGGAGGAGGAGGUCGACCCGGCGCACGCGGCGCGUCUGCGCGAGAGCCUCGAGAACGCCAACGGCAUCGCGCAGGCGAGGGCACUCGCGGAGAAAGCCGAGCGGGAGGCGAGGGUGGGAAUGGCCGCCGUCGCCGCGCGGCAUCGAGCGGCGGAACGGGCGGAGCGUUCACUCAGGUCAUCCCCGGUGAAGAGCGCCGUGAAGCAGGCGCUGGGGGCGCGGCUCGCGGAAUCCCGGCGGUACGUCGCGGCGCACAAGACCCCGGCGCGCUCGCGGCUCGAGGACAGGCCGGACUUUGACCUCAACUUCACGGCGCGUCGGUCCGAAGAGACGCCGGGCCGCGAGGCGUUUUCCCCGAUCGCCGUGCGUUACCCCGACGGCUCCCCCGGCGCGUCGUUCAACGUGGCGGACGAGGCCGCCGCGGCGAGGGCGAGGGCGCGGGAGCUCGCGCUGGAGGCUGCCGCGGCGGCUGAGGCGGCUGAGGCGGCGAACAGGCGGUUGGCGGCGGCGGAGAUGAGCGUCGUUCGCGUCCGUAAUAAGCGCGUGCCGGUGUUCGACCCGAGGACGAGGUACCGCGGCACCCCGGGCGGCACCCCGGGCGGGGGCGGGAGCGCGGGUAAGAGGCACGGGCUCAGCUUGGUGCGCGAGAGCCUCGGGUCGUUUUUGUGA
Micromonas commoda is the source of this 2250-nucleotide messenger RNA. RefSeq lists its product with no specific name. The transcript has 3 exons. The record is from RefSeq and is a predicted model, not a curated record. Bases 1 to 2250 code for a protein of 749 amino acids. Lineage: Eukaryota; Viridiplantae; Chlorophyta; Mamiellophyceae; Mamiellales; Mamiellaceae.